AUGACUACAUCAAAGAGACUUGCGGAUAGGAAGAUUUCAAAGUUCGACAAGAACAUCAUGAAGAGAGGAGCUGUUCCUGAAACCACUGCCAAGAAGGGGAAGGAUUACCCUGUUGGGCCUUUCCUCCUAGGAUUCUUCAUCUUCGUCGUCAUUGGAUCAUCUCUGUUCCAGAUAAUCAGGACGGCAACAAGUGGAGGCAUGGCUUAA
Molecule: messenger RNA, 207 nt
Organism: Linum trigynum
Lineage: Eukaryota; Viridiplantae; Streptophyta; Magnoliopsida; Malpighiales; Linaceae
Source: the annotation of a GenBank genome assembly